Molecule: messenger RNA, 2295 nt
Organism: Phytophthora infestans T30-4
Lineage: Eukaryota; Oomycota; Peronosporomycetes; Peronosporales; Peronosporaceae
Exons: 3
Coding region: 607-2295 (562 amino acids)
Source: RefSeq, a predicted model, not a curated record
UAACGUGCGACUGUUCAACAGCACAGCGCUGUAAGCCGUCGCCACUGUUUAGUACCCAUGUCCGUCACGGCUGCCGACACGACUAUAAGUCUCGAAGGAGAGCUGCAAUCUGCUGUGGAUCCGCCUGAGAGCUCCACACCGCAACGUCAACAAUCAAAGGCGCUGUCCAUCUCGUCGUUAUCAGACGAAUCCAAAGACAACGCUAUUGCUUCUGAAGCUUGUCGCGAUGUGGAUCGUGAACUUGCAGCGAUUAACACGCGAUUAAGUGCGUUCCAAAGGAGAAGACAGCGCAAGGACAACGUAUCCAAGUUAAAUACUGUUGCACCGCUUGAACCCAGUCAAGAAAAGGCUCAUGAUGCUCGUGCGUCACCCUCUUCGUCCGUAUCUUCAAGCUUAGAAACUUCAUCGCCCAUUUUCUCUAAAUUAUCAAAGGCGCAACAAGAGGCCGAAGCAGUUGCAGAACAAGUGGCAACGACGCUAAUGAAAUGUGACCAACUGUUGCAACGUGUUAAAUCUUGCGAUACAUCUCGAGUUUCAUCCGCCAGCAGCAUAGAAGACCGAAGUCGAGUUGGUAGUAAAGCGAUACGUUCUCGACUAUCUGAGUCCAUGGCAAGCAGUGCUUCGUCAGUCUGGGACGUCAAAACUAAUAUUGAAGACGAAGAAUUGUUAUUAAGUCGGAAGGCUGCAGCUGUGAAGCGUCUUGCAGUACGCUGUCAGCGCGACAUUGAGACGAGCACGGCGAAGAUCGAGCUACAUCACCAGCAAACACAAGAAUCGUACUUAAAGGAGUUGCAACGCAAAUACGACUCCAAGAAACACAUGACGCUGAUGAAACUUCGAGAAAAAUACGAGAAAGAAACAAAAACACUCGUGAGAGCCAAGAUGGACGAGUAUGAGCUUGAAGAAGCGACUGCACUACAAACCAGCCAUAACACUGCACUGGAGGAGAGUUUAUCGCACUUAGAAAUGCAGCUACUAACCGAGACAGAGCGCGACAAACAAGAGCUUCGUGUACAGCUACAAGAGGAGUUAACUCUUAGAUUAAAGCAGCUGCAAGACGACAGUCAAACGUUGUUAAAACAGUGGGAAGAAGAGCAGCGACAGAAGUUGGAGCAAGAACUGUACGACCACCGAGAAGCAGCUGUAGCUUCCGUUCUAAAAGCGCAAGAAGAACGAACUGCAGUACUGAAACAAGAGCUCCAGACCGGUCACAACGAGAAACAAGCCGUGGAGGUCGAGAAGUUGCACAAGGCGCUCGCGUUUGGCACUCAAGCGCAACUGCAACAACUUCGCUCCUUGUUAGAAACGGAACAUGAGGAGAAGAUGAACGAGAUCAAGACAGACGCCCAACUGUCGCUUGAUAAGGAGACUGAAAAACUUAAGAAAAUGUCGACGCGAUCUCAUCGUGAGCAACAGGACCAACUGCAACGCGAUUUGGAGAAAAAGAACCGUGUAGCCAUUAUGGAACUUCAUGACACUAUGCAAGCUUCUCAUCAAGAGAGCUGUCAGGCGCUUAAAGAUGCUGCAGAACAACGUCGAAUGAAGGCGCUAGAAGCGCAUCGUCACGAUUUUGAGCUGGAAUGUCGGCAAGAACUGGAAACCCUAAAACAAACCCUAGAUCAGGACAUGGCUACAAAGCUACGUCAAUUAGAAAUGGGUCAUGCUGAAGAGUGCGAGCUUAAACUAGAGCAACUAAGAGCACGCGCAGUCACCCAACACGCUAGAGAACUGGACGCCAAGCGAUCGCGGAUGAUCCAGUGCAAGAACGUGCUUCUAGCUGAAGCUACAGCGUUUCUAACCUUCGACAAUAACUUGUCCGACGAGGACCGAAGUAAAGCGAACCCUGAAGAUAAUUCCGCAGCUGUUCACUUGCUCGAACUCAAGAAACAUUUGUCCAAGGAACUGGCUCAGUAUGUGGAUGUGAUGAUCGCGGAGUUCGACGAACUCGCCGAAGAGCAGCAGAUUUUAGUAGCCAAGAUCACGGAAUCGACACAGCUUUACUUGUCGUAUAAAAGACAAUGUGGGGUGCUUGAAGCGCAGUCGGAAGAGCUGACAAGUGGCUUAGAAACACUCCACGACCAGCUACAGAAGAAAGAUGGCGUUUGUAGGAAACUGUACCAAGCCAACGAAGCACUUCUGAAACGACUGCAAUUACCUGCACUAGAGGCAAGUGCGGGUACAGACAAGAGCGACAUUGAGUCACCUCGAGUGAACAAGUCUCCAACGUCGACGAAAACGCGUCAAAGUGCAUCGAAUCGGCACAAAAUUGACUCAUUUUUGACCCGAAAAACGUAA